Molecule: messenger RNA, 711 nt
Organism: Thermothelomyces thermophilus ATCC 42464
Lineage: Eukaryota; Fungi; Ascomycota; Sordariomycetes; Sordariales; Chaetomiaceae
Exons: 2
Coding region: 294-647 (117 amino acids)
Biological process (GO): proteasome assembly
Molecular function (GO): molecular adaptor activity
Source: RefSeq, a predicted model, not a curated record
UAUGCACCCCGGAACAUCCACUUCACUAACCUCAUGCCACAAACUCCUCAACACGUUUAUACACCAUAAAUGAUCCAAUCUCCCGCCACGGCUCUUUGCUUGCAACGGCGAUAAUUCCCGAUGCUAAUCACUCGAUUCAGAAUCUGAAAGCGCGUCUGCCAGCGCCAUUCCGUGGUUCAUUUCGGAUUCCUUGCUGGUCCAAAGUGUGCAGACCCGAGCCCCGCGCUGCAGAGCUCUUGGCGAGCAAUCACGGGAGACUUUGAACUCAUCGUCAGCCGCCAAUACCCCACGCGAUGGCCGCACCAGUUGAUGCUCAACGAGAGCUCGAUCUCAUAGAGAAAGCUGAAUGGCGUAUUCUCUCCGCAUCUUCGGACGAGGCGAAGCUCCAGGGGCUCCUGAAGGUCUAUCUCGCUCCCCUGUUAUUGAAGGCGGGCAGUGAGCAUGUCUCGGUUCGGAACAAGGUGAUAUCUACAUGCCAGACCAUUAACAAGCUGGUCAAGUCUCCGGGGUACGCCUUCUGCCUCGCUUGGGAAGACAUAUGGAGGACUGAACGACUAACCUGCCGUUCAGGAUUGUCCUCCCUGUCGCCGCCCUGCUUGACCAGUUCAAAGCCGCGGAGCAGCCGCUUAUCAGGCACUUUGACCUGAUUUACAUACAACACAGCGUGGGGAAGCUGAGCGCCGACGAGCAUCGAGCUCUCGUUCCCAAAGC